GAAACGCACAGCAGAGCAAACAACAGCAUCUCCACUGACUGAAAGGCUGCUCAUCCGCCUUUUACGCACACGCAGUCCACGAACCCGGGUCUAACCAUGAUUAAAAAAAUGUCGCCCUCCGAGAGCGAUUUUGACAUCCCAGCAAAGAACUGCUACAGGAUGGUGAUUUUGGGAUCCACCAAAGUUGGGAAAACGGCCAUCGUGUCCCGGUUCCUGAACGGGAGGUUCGACGAGCAGUACACGCCGACCAUCGAGGACUUUCACAGGAAACUGUACAGCAUCAAGGGAGACGUUUACCAGCUAGACAUACUGGAUACAUCAGGGAACCACCCUUUCCCCGCCAUGAGGAGACUAUCCAUUCUGACAGGUGACGUGUUUAUCCUCGUCUUCAGCCUUGACAACCGAGACUCCUUCCAGGAGGUGCAGCGGCUCAAGCGGCAGAUCUUCGAGACCAAGUCGUGCCUGAAAAACAAAAUCAAAGAGAACAUCGACGUGCCUCUGGUCAUCUGCGGGAACAAGGGCGACCGAGGGUUUCACCGGGAGGUGCAGCAGGAGGAGAUCGAGCAACUGGUUGCCGGGGACGAGAAGUGCGCGUACUUCGAGAUCUCCGCCAAGCGCAACGAGAACGUGGAUCAGAUGUUUCAGACCCUGUUUACCUUGGCCAAACUACCUCACGAAAUGAGCCCCGACCUUCAUAGGAAAGUCUCCGUGCAGUACUGCGACAUGCUUCACAGGAAGUCGCUGAAAAGCAAGAAGAUGAAGGACAUUGGGGAAGCGUAUGGCAUGGUCACUCCGUGCGCCCGGAGACCCAGCGUGCACAGCGACCUCAUGUACAUUAAGGAGAAGGCCAUAGGAGGCAGCCAGGGCAAAGACAAAGAGAGGUGUGUGAUCAGUUAAUCAGGCUGCGAGACACAAACACAGCACAAAUCUUUGAAAGAAGACGGAACCUGGUGCGUCAGCUUGAGAGGCGACCUGUACUGCCGGCUGCGCUCAAACUGACACGGGAGUGGACACGCCGCGCGCUCUGGCAUAGGCUAUAGCGCCGUUUCCACGGACACUGAAUGGACACGCGAGUCAGCUAAAACUGCCAAAAAAUAAACAUUGCCCAUGCGACAUGUGAGAAUGUUAGCUUGUUCUGUCAAUCCGAGCCCAAUGUGUGACGUGGCUUCAUACCUUGUGAGACUCGCGCAUUGAUGCGUAAAAUGUGUUUUGUUGACGUCAUGCCUUUUACAGAUGUCAGAGGGGAGAGAAAAGACUCUUGGCUCAGGAGGUGCAAUGUUGGAAGGGGGGAAAUGUUGUUUACAUCGUAUCAUAAAUUUUAUAGUACACUUGAAUGUUUUGUUGUAAUCUGAAAUUUUUUUUUAUUGUGAAUGCAUAUUUAUUGUCAAUGUCAAUUUUUGCAAAGAAGUCAAACAAAAUCUUAAAAAUACAAUAAAAACAUAAACUAAAAUGUA
This is a messenger RNA of Micropterus dolomieu (smallmouth bass), 1454 nucleotides long. It is a transcript of the gene rasd1, whose product is annotated as RAS, dexamethasone-induced 1. The transcript has 2 exons. The record is from RefSeq and is a predicted model, not a curated record. Lineage: Eukaryota; Metazoa; Chordata; Actinopteri; Centrarchiformes; Centrarchidae. Gene Ontology annotation, molecular function: GTPase activity; GTP binding. The coding region runs from base 97 to 897 and encodes 266 amino acids.